Messenger RNA from Cyprinus carpio (common carp), 2837 nucleotides. RefSeq names its product TGF-beta receptor type-2-like. The record is from RefSeq and is a predicted model, not a curated record. Gene Ontology annotation, molecular function: activin receptor activity; activin binding; SMAD binding. Gene Ontology annotation, cellular component: plasma membrane; signaling receptor complex. Bases 120 to 2138 code for a protein of 672 amino acids. NCBI's taxonomy places the organism in Eukaryota, Metazoa, Chordata, Actinopteri, Cypriniformes, Cyprinidae. Gene Ontology annotation, biological process: cellular response to growth factor stimulus; heart development; protein phosphorylation. The transcript is spliced from 9 exons.
UGAGAGAAGUAAAGCAGGAAAAGAGGCGCUUCCUCCUCCCUCAGAGGCAGAGCUCGCUCUUCACGCACAUUUCCUGUCUCAUCCGUGACUCACGUCCAUCACCGCGCGCUUCCUCUCAGAUGAGGGAGGAGAAUGAGACUCGAGCCGAUAUAAGAGCAUUGAUCCGGGGGUCAGACGCGACGGAGCGGGUAAUGGAGCGUGUCGCUUUUGGAUCGGUUCUUCUCGUGUGUCUGGUGUCUGGUGCAUCAGCCAAUCCACACAGUGUGUGUAAGUCAUGUGACCCACAGCCAGCGAACUGCAAGUCGUAUCAGUGCAUCACGAACUGCAGCGUGUCAAAAGUCUGCCCGAGUCCAGAUGACGUCUGCGCCGCCGUCUGGUGGAGGGAGAAUGGAGUUGUGACGGUGGAGACGAUGUGUCAUGACCCGAUACAGCCGCUGUAUGGUGUGACGCUGGACGACUUCAGCAGCUCGGACUGUGUGCUGACCGUCAGAUACGUGAACGGGAGUAACCUCCGUCUGUGUGCCUGUACGGGACACGAGUGCAACGAACGCAUGCUGCUGAACAAACCCGAUAACGACACCAAGUUAGUUAUAUUGCAUACAUCUGAAACGAAAGGAGGGUUCAGACUCCCUCAGCUCUGUAUGUUCUGUGACAUUGAAUCUACGGCGUGUAACGCCACCGGCGUCUGUGAGUCCUCGUGCAACAUCACCUCCAUCUGCGAGAAUCCCGAUGAGGUGUGCGUCAGCGCCUGGAAGAGAAAUGAAGGGAACGCCAUCAUCGAGACGGUGUGUCACAAUCCGGCGUUCCCGUUUCACGGCCAGUAUCUGACGGACUACAACAACACCGUCUGUCUGAUGAAGCAGGUGAAGGACAUGGAGGAUUUCUACAUCUGCUCCUGCAAUCAGGAAGAGUGCAACGAUCGGCUCUUCUUCACUGACGACUAUAAGAAGAAUCUCCCGCCGGUUCUGUUGGUCAGUCUGCUUCCUGGACUGAUCGCUGUCGUCGUUCUGCUCUCGGCCUUCUACUGCUUUUACGCGGUUCGCCAGCAGAGUCUCACUGCGCCCAAGACCAAAGGCAUCGACAGCGAGACCUGCGCGAUCAUCAUGAGCGAUGACGACCGAUCCGACAGCAGCUCGGCCAACGCCAACAGCCUGAACCACAACACCGAGCUGCUCCCGAUCCAGCUGGACGCUAUUGUGGGGAAAGGCCGCUUCGCUGAAGUCUACAGAGCCAAACUCAAGCAGGGGGCGACCGACGAAUCCUUCCAGAUGGUAGCAGUCAAAAUAUUUCCCUACGAAGAGUACGCCUCGUGGAAAACCGAGUGGGAGAUUUUCUCAGACACCGAGCUACGGCACGAAAACGUGCUUCAGUUUCUAACCGCCGAGGACCGGAAGGCCGAGCGACGCUAUUGGUUGAUAACAGCCUAUCACGAGCGAGGAAACCUGCAGGAGUUCCUGACGCAGCACGUGAUUGGUUGGGACGAGCUGUGCCGAUUGGGCAGGUCUCUGGCGAGGGGCGUGGCUCAUCUCCAUGCUGACCGGACGCCGUGCGGACGCACCAAAGCGCCCAUCGUGCACCGGGACCUGAAGAGCGCAAACGUCUUGGUGAAGGCAGACCUCAGCUGCUGUCUGUGCGACUUCGGUCUCAGUCUGAGACUCGAUAACUCCAUGACUCCGGAAGAACUGGCCAACAGCGGACAGGUGGGAACGGCCAGAUAUAUGGCUCCUGAAGUGCUGGAGUCCAGGAUGGACCUGGAGAACAUCGAGUCCUUCAAACAGGCCGACGUUUACUCCAUGGCUCUGGUUCUGUGGGAAAUCACGUCCAGAUGCAGCGCCAUCGGCGAUGUGCGGGAAUAUGAGCCUCCGUUUGGGAAGCUGAAGGAUCAUCUGUGUGUGGAGAGCAUGAAGGACGACGUCAUCAGAGACCGUCUGAGACCCGAGAUACCGGCCAGCUGGAGUAACCACACGGGUGUCCAGCUGCUGAGCUCAAGCAUAGAGGAGUGUUGGGAUCACGACCCUGAGGCGCGUCUGACGGCGCAGUGCAUCGUGGAGCGAUUCAGUGAAAUCAGCAGCGCUGUGAUCUCGCCUGUCAGCUCCGACAACAAGAGCACACAGGAUUCUGGGAAUGAUGAGAAAUAGAUCCGAACCGCAGACCCCCGUCUGCAGAAUCACCUGAUAAAGUCCGUUUCAGACAGACAUUUGCACUUUACAGGAACAACCAAACACGCCAAAUACACGCUUGCGUACAGUACAGGUGAUGUUUAUUUAGCUAUGAACUCAUACUCGAUAUACAGAGCGCGUGUAUGAUGCCAGUCGCUCGUUAUGAAUCAUUAUAAGCUUCAGGGAAAAUCUGCUUUGCUGACGUGAAACAGUCAAACACAGAGGAACAUGAAUCCUGACGCAAAGGAUUCUGGGACGUGCACCAAGAAAAUCCAAGAGUUCUUUGUGAACUGACAGUGUUAUAAAUCCCCAAAGAUGAUUAUAAGCGAUAAAUCAGACCGAAUCCAGCUGAUUUAAGUGUUUAUUAAAAGAAAAUAUAGAAAAUAACCAAAGAGAACGUGAGCCAAAGAUGAUCCAGAUGAUGAAAUAUGAAUUCUGCUGUAUUUGAGACUCUCAGGUGAAGCUGUUUGUUUAUUAAUGUGAAAAUACAGUCUGAAGACUUUUACACACGUGCCUUACAGAGCAGAGAUUGAUUUCGAUAAAUGCUGAUCUAAUUCUUCAGGUUCAGCAUCUGAAAGCAAGUAUAAAAGCCUAGAAAAUGAGCACUUUUUACUAUGCAUACAGUAUAUAAUCAUUGUGUACAUUUGUUUAAAAACUUUAUAAAACAUCAUAAAAUCA